CGGCAGCACAUGUUGCCGGCCCGGCUAUAAAGGCGGCCCGGCCUCGCUGCAGCCCGUCCUUCUGCCUCCACGUUUCUGCAGGGACGCCGCCAGCUCCAGUGCCGCCGCCAUGGCCAUCGACGCGCUCCUGGGUAAAUGGUGCCUCGUCUCCAGCGAGGGCUUCGAGGAGUACAUGAAGGAGCUGGGUGUGGGUAUGGCCAUGAGAAAAAUGGGAAGCAUGGCCAAACCAGAUGUUUACAUUAUUAAGGAUGGAGACACAAUCACCAUAAAAACAGAGAGCACCUUCAAAACUUCACAGUUCAGCUUCAAGCUUGGUGAGAAAUUUGAGGAAAAUACAUUAGAUGGCAGGAAAACUCAGACCCUUGUCAGCUUAAAAGAUGAUGGGUCAUUGAUUCAAGAGCAGGAAUGGGAUGGCAAGAAGACCACAAUAACAAGGAAGCUGGUGGAUGGACAGUUGGUGGUGGAAUGUGACAUGAAUGGUGUCAAGUGUGUUAGAGUCUACCAGAAAGCAUGAGGACAUCUUCAGGUUCAGUAGGAACUUGCUGCAAACAACUCAGUUCAGUGGACAGAGCUCCUUUUCACUCCAUAUUUUCCUUUUCCCUGUUUUCUAGUAUUUCAAUGGACUGAGUAGCUGAGUGCAAUUCUUUUUAAAGGCCGUGAUGUAACUAUUAUGUAACUAUUCUGAACUUAGGCUAUUAAAUAAAAUUAUUGAAUAUAUGAAGUGAAAUGUUGUUACUAUAGUGGAAUUUUAAGUGAGGUUUCAAAAAAAUCUGAUUUGGUUUUAGGCUCUACUACAAUCUGCCUUCAGCACAAAACAAGCCAAUAUAGCACAAACAUCCCUACUUUCUAAGAUAGUAAAAUUUGAAAUUGGAUCAAUCCCAGAGCCCAGACUUUGAAUAUUUUUUCUACCUUCCAUGUUACAAAGUAAAUAGAAUUGGAUAAGUAUAAAUAUGAGAAGCUAAAUUGGUGUUUAAUUAGAGGUCAGUUUUUUUUUUUGUUUUGUUUCAAACCCACAAUUUUCUUAAUCACAGUAUAUAUAUAUAUAUAUAUAUACACACCAGCAAGCCAAUGAACAUGAUAAAUCUAAGCAAGCACAUGCACACUUUCUUGAAAGAAAGCCUUAUUUUAAGAAUACUUUUCCUAGCAAGACUCUUAUUUCAUGUCUAGUAACAUUCUAAAAAUUCUUAACCAAAAUCUGCUGAAAUACUGCCUAAAACCUAAAGCCUCAUUUUUUUUAUUUUUUUUUAAACUUGUUUGAAACACCUAGUUUAUAUGCU
Molecule: messenger RNA, 1277 nt
Organism: Ficedula albicollis (Collared flycatcher)
Lineage: Eukaryota; Metazoa; Chordata; Aves; Passeriformes; Muscicapidae
Gene: FABP5
Product: fatty acid binding protein 5
Exons: 4
Coding region: 110-514 (134 amino acids)
Biological process (GO): fatty acid transport
Cellular component (GO): nucleus; cytosol
Molecular function (GO): fatty acid binding
Source: RefSeq, a predicted model, not a curated record